UCGGAAAAAUCAAAAACAUUUGAAUGCUCAUAUGUGCCAACUAUCAAAUUACGGAUAAAAGCAAUAUGGCGUCAUAGUGACCUGUCAUACUAUGUACUUACAACACUAUAUGCUACUAUAUAUAUAGCAAUUCUGAUGUAUAGGUUAUGUUAGUUAACAUUUAACAUAAGUUAAAUAUUUUUCAUAAAAAUUAUAAUUACAAGACAUGGCUACUAAUAAAAAUGUUAUUGUACUUGCACCAAAUGGUCGUCGACAAAACGUCAAAGUUACUGCCAAUACUACAAUAUUACAAGUGCUGGAAGAAGUUUGUCAAAAACAAGGUUAUAACGUAGACGAUUACGAUGUCAAACAUUUCAAUCAAGUGUUAGAUCCCAAUGCAAUAUUAAGGUUUACGGGUUUACCAAAUAAUGCACAAUUAGAAAUGAUACCCUGUACAAAGACCCGUUUAAAUUCUACUGUCACAAUAGGUGUGCAAUUAGAAAGUGGGGAGAGAUUAAUGGCAGAGUUUAUGCCAAAUGUAACAUUAAUUGAAGUUUUACAGCAUCUGGAUCUCAAUGAAGAUCUUGAAAAAGUUGCUUUAACCUACAUGCAUUGUGAGAUUUAUGGAGUUGAUACUUUAAAGAAGACAACUUUAAAAUCAUUAGGUCUGAAUAAUGGCAGAGCUGUAUUACGCCUAAUACAUCGGCAUCCUCGAAAGUCAAAUGAUGCCGUUUCCACAAAGUCGGAAUCUGUAAAGGGUAUUGAAAACUCUAUUUCAGAUAAUAAAGCAACGGCUUCUAAUAAAGCUGUAAGUCCUAUAAUUCCCUUACAAAAGGAGGAGCAAAGACCAAGAAAAUUAGAAAUCUGCCCUCAGCAUGUAGAAAGAAAAGAACAGACAAUAAUAAGAACAGAUGAAACACAUAAGGUUUUUAAAGGAGAAGAAGGUAAAUCAGUAAUAUCAAUGAAGAAAGAUAGCUGCGAAAGCUCACCACAAACAUGUUACAAACGCGAAAUAACACGUCUACCUGAUAUAGAAUUUUUGGGUGAGAGAAAUGCUUUAGUGUUCAAUCAAGCUGAAAUGAAACCAAUAUCCAGAGAUGAAUUACCAGAUGAUUUUUACGAUUUAACAGUUGAUGAUGCAAAAAUACUACUAAGAGACGUUAAACGUUACAGGAAAGAACUGGAAGAAGCACCUCUUUUAACAACCGUUCAGCGACAAUUAAAUCAAGAAAAACGAACGUUAAAUCAGUUGAAUAAAUAUAAUUAUACAAUAAUUCGCGUACACUUUGCAGAUCAGUUUAUUCUUCAAGGUUUAUUUCAACCAAAAGAAACUGUACAAAUGAUCAAAGAUUUUAUCAAAAAUUAUUUAGCUGAUCCAAAUAGUGAUUUCGUUAUUUUUACUACUCCACCGAAAUGUAUUUUAGAUGUAAAUACAUCUUUGAUUAAUGAAAAUUUAGUUCCUUGUGCUAACGUUUAUUACUCUGGACCGUCAGCUCUCAAAACAGAUGUAAAACAAAAAGUCACAGACCCUAAGAAAGUUAAAAGACAAGUAGCUGAAAUUAGAAUGGCAAUGAUAAAUCAAGGAGACCAAAUCUCAAGAAAUGAUGUGAAAAUAAAUAGCACUAAUCAAGGGGAAAUCAAUACAUAGUAAAUAUACAAACGAAUCAGAAAACAGAAUCAAAAUACCAAAAUGGUUAAGUUCACCACUUUAAUAAUUUGGUAGUUCUUAUUGUUGUUAACAAAACUAUGUAACUAUCGUAAAAUACUGGAAUUAACGUAAUACUACAUUUGUUAUUGUAAUUAUAUAUUCUUUAUACAAUAAACUGUGAAAUAUAAAUCA
This is a messenger RNA of Osmia lignaria (orchard mason bee), 1819 nucleotides long. RefSeq names its product tether containing UBX domain for GLUT4. Gene Ontology annotation, cellular component: cytoplasm; nucleus; vesicle membrane. Gene Ontology annotation, biological process: glucose homeostasis; intracellular protein transport. The record is from RefSeq and is a predicted model, not a curated record. Lineage: Eukaryota; Metazoa; Arthropoda; Insecta; Hymenoptera; Megachilidae.